GGGCACUAUUGUGUGGCGCUUUCUGUUCCCCAGGAAGCUUAUUUGCGGAGCGUAUGACCGAGGAUAGCCAAAUCAUGCAUGUACCCCUCAUUCACCAUCUACACAGGGAUCGUUCUAGGCAUCUAACGUGUCUGCGUCGUACCUCUGUCCAUCGGCACAUGCUUUUUUUGUCAAACUGUUGUUACCGUUACAGGAUGCUAUUGCUUAUGCAGCUGUAGCCACCCUUCCAAAACCGAUAUAUAUUACAAGGCGCUUCUAUACCAAGGCCCUAUUAAUCAACCUGCAUUCGCUUCUACAUCUUCCAGCCUACACAAGGCACCUUCACAAACGCUCCUUUAGGAGUAGCUCGCUCGCCUGUAUACAGACACACUGUAUCAGAUUCUGCAACCGACCUUCGCCAUGACUUCUUCAUCUACCUCUUCGCCGCCCAAUCCCAAUGAUUCUAUGAAACAAACAUGGCCCAAAUGGGACAGAUCACGAUGGCAAAUUUAUCACAAAUUGAUUGACACACUCGACGUAUACCCUGUUCGGGCUGGCCAGCCCAUCCCAGUCCACCCCAAGAGUGACAAGGUGCCGCACCUACCACAGUGGUCACAGCAUGUCUGGAUUCUUUCCUUUGCCUGGAUCCCUCUGGCCAUUCAUCAGAUGUAUCUUUAUACCACUGGUGUGGCAUCCAUGCACCCGGUGGCCGUCUUCUUGUUGUACAUGAAUGCUCUGAACUUUUCGGUAGUUCAUGAGGUCAGAGUCCUCGCAAAACUCGGUCACAUACACGGGUUUCUCGACGGCGACCAGCAUGAACGCGAUGGAAUCCCCGACGUGGGUGUGGCAAGAAUUUUCUAUUCGCUCUUCAAAACGAUUGGUGGCCGCCUCGGACUCUUCGUCUACCUAGCAUACGACAAGACCGUCUCUCCACUGGAAGCAUUGUCCGAGCCGUCGUGGUGGCCCAAGGUGUUUGUCCAGAUUGGCCUGUAUGCCGUCGUCUUAGACUUUUGGUUCUAUCUCUACCACCGCGCCAUGCAUGACAUUGGGCCCCUCUGGCGCUUUCACCGCAAGCACCAUCUUACAAAGCACCCGAAUCCGCUGCUCUCUGCAUAUGCAGAUGACGAGCAAGAGAUUUUUGACAUGAUUGUCGUGCCGCUCCUCACAUUUUUCAGCAUGGAGGCGCUUGGGUUCAAAUUAGGGUUCUAUGAGUGGUGGAUCUGCCAGCAGUAUAUCGUCUACACAGAGGUCUGGGGCCAUAGCGGCCUGCGAGUCCAUCUCAUUGCCCCAUCUACUUUCGCGCCGAUUCUCACUUGGAUUGGGUGCGAGCUUGCUGUCGAGGACCAUGAUCUGCACCAUCGCAAGGGCUAUCGCAAGAGCUACAACUAUGGCAAGCAGACGAGAGUAUGGGAUCGGCUUUUUGGAACAACUCAUCCGCGCAUUGAAUCGGAAGCCAAUAAUAUUGACUGGGUAAAUCAAGCGCGGAUGCCACUGUGGUAAAGAAAAGAACAGUUAUUGUCGUUUAAUCAAAGAUACAGGACGUUUUAGUUAACAAGCAAAAGAUUCGCAUAUGGAUUACUGUAAAGCCAUGAAUCAUUAUUCUCUUUUCUUCGUAUUUAU
[Torrubiella] hemipterigena is the source of this 1599-nucleotide messenger RNA. The record is from the annotation of a GenBank genome assembly. Lineage: Eukaryota; Fungi; Ascomycota; Sordariomycetes; Hypocreales; Clavicipitaceae.